Molecule: messenger RNA, 342 nt
Organism: Ichthyophthirius multifiliis
Lineage: Eukaryota; Ciliophora; Oligohymenophorea; Hymenostomatida
Exons: 1
Source: RefSeq, a predicted model, not a curated record
AUGGAAAUCCUUCUGGAAUUGAUAAUCAUAUAGCUACAUAUGGAAACUUAUUGUCUUUUAACAAAAAAGAAAAAGAAAAAAAUUAUAUAUUACAAUAAGGAUGGAAAUUACCAUAUGAAAUUAUACUUAUCGAUUCUAAAGUGGAAAAAAGUACAAAAAAAGCAGUUUCUAGAGUUUCUGAAUGUAUAAAAAAUGAAAAAAUAGGUUAUUUAUAUGAAGAGUUUAUCAAUUAAAUAGGAAAAAUAACUGAAGAAAUUAUUAAUUUAGUAAAAAAUUGGGAUGAAAAUAAGAAAAAUGAAGAUUUUUUUGAACAUUUAAUUAAAUGUAAUUAAAAUUUGUUGA